ACAGCGUCGCUGGCUUUGCUACGCUGCGAGUUCUAAACUGUCUUCGCUCGCCUGGGUUCCGCUGUUUGUCUUCUGGGUUUUUUGCUCCGUGCAGUGCAAUAGAAGUCCACUGACACUUCAGAGGUGUUUGAUGCCAUCAUCAUCAGGGCGAUAUGAAAUGCCGGUAAGCUUCUAUUUCACUGCACGGAGCAAUAACCCAGAAUACAGCCAUAAUUAAAUAUUGCCCUUGUUAUACAACACAGUGGAACCUCGAUAUAACGCGGGUUUCGGCGGACAGGUUCAGUACCCGCGUUAUAUGUAAAAUGUGUAAAACAUAUGUAAUCUUAUUGGGAGACAUGAUCACAGUCGCGAUAUAACGAGGUUCCACUAUAUUUGCUUAAUAUUUUAAACUAGAGAUUACGUGACAUUUAGAAGGUUCUUGUGACUGGUAAUAUUAAUUAUGGCAGAAACGAAACACUGCAAGGUUUCAACUCAAGUGAUAACACUACUAGCAGAUAAUAGCCCAUGGUUACGUAUUAAAAUUGUCAGUUCGGUCUGUAGUUUCACUAUGAAAACAGGUACAGUCUUAUUAUGGACUGUUGUUCAUCUAAUAAACGUACAAGCAGAUACAGACUGCGGAGUCGAGCUGGUUCCACAGGGUCGGAUAGUGGGAGGAGAAGACGCAGAUGGAUACAGAUUACCGUGGUACGCACUCUUGCAUCCCCCGGAAGAUAAAACGACCCCAAUAUGCUCAGGAACACUUAUCGACAGCCACCAUGUAAUAACUGCUGCUCACUGUUUUGUCUUGAUGAAAGGGGACAAUAAUACAUCCAAAUUUAGUGUAACUCUAGGAAUAUACAACAGAUGUAUGAACGAGUCCACCCAACAGACGUUCAUGGUUUCCAGUGUCGUUCUGAACCCAAACUUUACGACUUCAACCGACAGCUAUGAUAUCGCCAUCAUAACGUUGAAUCAAACUACAAACUACACGCCCAUUUGUCUUCCCGGCAAAGGUAAAGAGAUGCUACGAGUUUUUGUGUUGAUAAUUUAUUAUAAAUUCCGUGCAUUAUUUAAAUGUUUCAUCUGAACUGUUUAUCAGACUCUGAGGAGAUAGCAAAAAACAAGAUGUGUGGCCUAAAAUCGUCUGAUUCAGGAGAAGGAUCUAUGGUGGGAUUUUGUGAAAGAAACUGAACAAGUACAAGAAUGUAAAUAUUUAAAACAUUUCAUAAUCGCAAGUGGCUACGGAGACUUUAACAAUUAAAGUAAAAUAUUUACGUGGGUAAGUGAAAUAAUUCAUAGACUGGUAAAGAAAAGUACGGUACGUAUUUUAAAUGAAACAAAACCAUAAGUAAAGAAGCAGUAGUUAAGGCCCUUAAUUGAAUGUACAGCUCUAGACAAACACGGGAUUCUACAGGUAAUCAUGGCAGUCAAGGUAGUCCCGUUUUUAACCAAAACUGGAAUGUAUCUACAAAUAUGUGCAAAACCAUCUAGUAUGAAAUUUCACGAGAAUUUGUUCAGUUGUCCUCGAGUUGUCACACGCGGGCUGACGGACGGACAGACAGACCUGGCAAAGGUAAUAUGCGUAAUUCUGCAUAUUUUAGUUUUAAAUGCGCCUAACAACUGAUAGGCUUAUUGUAAUACAAUAAAGGUUGAUAUCGCAACCAUAGUUGGAUUAAGCUCUAUUAGUAAGAACAGGAAGAAUGGGUAAUACUUAUGACCGAAGAGAUCACGGAAUUGCAAACCUAAAGGGCAAGAAUUAGAGGAAGGCUAAGAAACGUUGUAUAUAAAUAUAUUAACCGAAUUAUUUCUACAUUUGUUAUCAAGGAUAAAAGAUGUUAAUUCUGAAUUUAUAUAUCGCCUGGUGAGAACAAUAGUGACGUAACUCAGAAAUCGCCGAUUUUGAGUUAUAUCCAUAAAUAGACUUGGAACAUUCACCUUUAAAUCAUGCAUAAGCGGCGGAAGUGUAGGUC
Messenger RNA from Zootermopsis nevadensis, 1949 nucleotides. The record is from RefSeq and is a predicted model, not a curated record. NCBI's taxonomy places the organism in Eukaryota, Metazoa, Arthropoda, Insecta, Blattodea, Termopsidae.